Propithecus coquereli (Coquerel's sifaka) is the source of this 3140-nucleotide messenger RNA. RefSeq names its product aspartate beta-hydroxylase domain containing 2 (gene ASPHD2). The transcript is spliced from 3 exons. NCBI's taxonomy places the organism in Eukaryota, Metazoa, Chordata, Mammalia, Primates, Indriidae. The record is from RefSeq and is a predicted model, not a curated record. Bases 308 to 1339 code for a protein of 343 amino acids.
CCCAGGUUUGGACUUCCCCAAAACUCCUUUCACAGGGACCAGCGCCACUUGCUAAUGUGACAAAAACCAGCUCCUUUUCCUCCCACCGCAGUGACUUUUGCUGGGAGUGGAGUGGUGGGCCCGGCCGGCCUCGUCUCUUAUCAAUGCCGCCCUUGGCAGGAUCCGAGGACCGGUGGCAGCCAUGCCUCCCCCUGCCCCAGCCGCUCCUUCCCCCCGGCGCUAACCUGCACGGUGUGGGUGCCCUCCGGACCCCCGAGGACUGAUCGUCUGACCUUGCUUCACACCCCCCAGUAACAACUCCCCCAAGAUGUCCCUCGAGUGGCUGGUGGCCUGGGGCUGGUCGCUGGACGGCCUGCGGGACUGCAUCGCCACCGGCAUCCAGUCCGUGCGGGACUGUGACACCACCGCCGUCGUCACGGUGGCCUGCCUGCUGGUCCUGUUCGUGUGGUACUGUUAUCACGUGGGCAGGGAGCAGCCCCGGCCCUACGUGUCCGUCAACUCCCUCAUGCAGGCCGCGGAUGCCAACGGGCUGCAGAACGGCUAUGUGUACUGCCAGUCCCCCGAGUGCGUGCGCUGCGCCCACAACGAGGGCCUCAACCAGAAGCUCUACCACAACCUGCAGGAGUACGCCAAGCGGUACUCCUGGUCCGGCAUGGGCCGCAUCCACAAGGGCAUCCGCGAGCAGGGCCGGUACCUCAACAGCCGGCCCUCCAUCCAGAAGCCCGAGGUCUUCUUCCUGCCUGACCUCCCCACCACGCCGUACUUCUCCCGGGACGCGCAGAAACACGACGUGGAACUGCUGGAACGGAGCUUCCAGACCAUCCUGUGUGAGUUUGAGACCCUCUACAAAGCCUUCUCCAACUGCAGCCUCCCACAGGGCUGGAAAAUGAACAGCACCCCCAGCGGGGAGUGGUUCACCUAUUACUUGGUCAACCAGGGGGUGUGCGUCCCCAGGAACUGCAGGAAGUGCCCACGGACGUACCGCUUGCUCGGAAGUCUUCGGACCUGUAUUGGGAACAAUGUUUUUGGGAAUGCGUGCAUCUCCGUGCUGAGCCCCGGAACUGUGAUAACGGAGCACUAUGGACCCACCAACAUCCGCAUCCGGUGCCAUUUAGGUCUGAAAACUCCAAAUGGCUGUGAGCUGGUGGUGGGGGGAGAGCCCCAGUGUUGGGCAGAAGGACGCUGCCUCCUCUUCGAUGACUCCUUCCUGCACACCGCGUUCCACGAAGGCUCAGCAGAGGACGGCCCACGGGUGGUUUUCAUGGUGGAUUUGUGGCAUCCAAACGUCGCGGCGGCCGAACGGCAGGCCCUUGAUUUCAUCUUCGCCCCAGGACGAUGAGAGUGUUUCCCGUGCGGGGGUCGGGAGAGGGGCCGCGGUGAGCUGGACACACUGUGGCCCCAUCCAGCCUACGCCUGUGUCACAAUUCCACGCUCAGAAACCUGCCUCGAUGGAAAGCUCUUAUUUGGGUAUUUGGGAUUUUUAUAUCCUGUCGGAUCCCUCCUUCCUUUGGUUAUUGUAAAUGGAAACUUUUCAGCUUGUAUUUCCUUAGGUUUUUUUUUUUUUUCCUUCCAAUCAUUUGCUUCUGAGAUUUUUUUCUGGCCUAUUAGCGCAUUCCUUUGACUCUGUGACCAGAGACCCAGUGCCCUUGUAAGUCUGCGUCUCGUUGCUACUUGUGUUUUCGAGUGCUCUGAAAUACAGUAACCGAAUGGUUAUUUGUCUGAAUGUAAUAACGUAGAACUUCUCGUGGUCAUCGUAAGAGAAAAAAAACUAAAAACUGCAAACCAGAGAGCUGCAGAACUUGGCCUCUGAUGUUGGCACCCAGGGGACCCUGCAGCCACUCCAGGGCAGGGGGACAGUCUGCAGCCCCCGCACCCGGCGGCUUCAGUAGCAGGUGGAGAAGCUGCCAGACAUGGUCAGGGUGGUGCACGGCGUCCAGGCCCAGGGAAACUGUCACCAUCGCUUACCUCGCCCCAACCCCUGUCAGGUCCCUGAUGGCAACGGCAUUCGGCCAGUGGGACUGGAGGCUGUCCUUGCAACCCGGCUUUCCUACAGGGCCGAAGCUGGUGUCCCCAAGAGCCAAGCUGCAGCUCGCACAGAGCAGCCACGAAAUGUGUAAUCCGCUUACCUCACUGCCUACAGAAGCCCUACUGCCAAACCAGGCCUGGAAAAUUCCCAGUUUUCGUUGUUUUGAGUCCAUGGCGACGAACAUUAAGACCACCAGGUUGGCUGGUAAGAGCCGAGGUGGGAUAAGACCUCCCUCAUCCAGUGACGUCCUGGGAAAACCUUUCUUUGGCAAAACUGGAAUCAAAGAUCUGGCCAAAGUGUGUCUGUUUUGCUUUGGAGUUCUGUUGCCUAUGGUUUUUUUUUUUUUUUCCCAUUUAUUUGUACAUAAAUGUUCAAACACUAGACACAGAGAUAGGGGAAGAGUCGUGUGUCUUUGUCAUUGCACAAAGGUAUGCGUGGAGUGGCAGUGACCCAAGCCAGUGUGCGUUAGUGAGGACACAGGGAAGACCUCCAAACCCAAAGGACCCACGAUCGCUGCGCUGGCUUUCCGGUCUCCCGUGAAGAACACGCAGACCUCUUCCCAAAGGAAAAGGCCAGGAAGCCAGUGUCAGGCACUCAGCCUAGAAGCAGCCUCUGCUAACUGACACGUGAAAGCGUAGCCGGCCAGCCGUACUAGAGCUGCCUUUUUUGGAAUAAUGUAUCGUGGGCAGUGUCAGAUUUACAAAGCCAGGGAGUGGUCUGCAAUAUACCUGGUCACAGGUUUAGGUCCAAUGUUUAUAUCAGAAUGGAGACCAGCAGCUUCUAGAAGGUACAGCUGUCUGAAGGAAACACAGUCUGAAAUGCACUAGGUAGUAACUAGCAAGUGUGCAAAGAGAACAUGUCUACGUUCGAGCAAAACGUCUGCACAGAUACUUGUCAGUGAUGAGAAUGCAGGAAAAGGCAGAAAUUUCAAAUACAGCCGAAGGUCUUUUUACUAAUUAAUUAUCUUGUUAGAGAAUCACUGAGGUGCAUGAUUUCUAUACAUCCUGACUGCUCUACGUUUACAAAACCAACAGCCCACGCAGGUACCUGGCUACCUGUAUUCAUGGGACGUGGUUGGGGAUCGGAAGAUAAAUAAAGGAUCUUGCUGAAAACC